Owenia fusiformis is the source of this 1697-nucleotide messenger RNA. The record is from the annotation of a GenBank genome assembly. NCBI's taxonomy places the organism in Eukaryota, Metazoa, Annelida, Polychaeta, Sabellida, Oweniidae.
CCGGAUUUGGAUGCUGCUCAAAGAAUUUCAUAUGACAUGUAUUUUUGCGUAUAUUACAGUAUUUGAUGGAUAAUAAAUAUAUUUAGGCACAUUAAGAAAAAGUUUAAGGUCUAUAGAUCAUUUUGGUAGCUGCCAUGGCGUCUUCCGCAAAGAGGCCCCGCAGACAUGUACGUCCCAGCUCCAAUAUGGCAAAAUUCAGGGAGCACUUUGCAAAAGCCAAACAUAUUGUGCUUUUAACAGGGGCAGGAGUUAGUGCUGAAAGUGGUGUUCCCACCUUUAGAGGAGCUGGGGGAUUGUGGAGAAAAUAUCAGGCAACGGAUCUUGCUACUCCUGAGGCCUUUGCUGCUAACCCAUCUUUAUUAUGGGAGUUCUACCAUUAUAGGCGCAACUCCAUGUUAGAUAAACGUCCUAAUGAUGCACAUAAAGCUAUAGCUGAAUGUGAGGCCAGGCUGGAAAAGCAGGAAAGGCGUGUUGUAAUCAUAACACAGAAUAUUGAUGAACUACAUGCAAAAGCAGGAUCAAAGAAUAUCAUUGAGUUACAUGGCAACCUAUUCAAAGUUCGUUGCACCAAAUGUGGACGCAUAGAUUAUACCAGAUCCCGAGUACUGUGCCCAGCUCUGGAAGGAAAAGGUGAGCCUGAUCCCAAAGCCAAAGAUGCUAGAAUUCCAGUGGAGGAUUUACCAAAAUGCAGUGAUCCUGACUGCAGAGGCCUUAUAAGACCUCAUGUUGUAUGGUUUGGUGAAGAUCUAGAUGAAGACAUCUUUAAGAGGGCUGAAGAGGAAUUAGAGCAGUGUGACCUCUGCUUAUUGGUUGGUACAUCGUCUGUAGUGUAUCCUGCCGCAAUGUUUGCACCAAACGUAGCAGCGCGAGGAGUUCCGGUUGCAGAAUUCAAUAUGGAGGACACUAAAGUAUCUGGACACUUUGGGUUCCAUUUUAGUGGUCCAGCAGGCGUGACAAUACCAAUUGCUUUGGCUGAACAUAAGAAUGAGAUUAUAGCCCAAGUGGAGUCAGAGCCUCUCAGUAAUGCACAGUUGCCUGAUAGUGAAGAAUCUGUCUCUAAUCAUUCGAAUGAUACAUCCGUAUCUGGAUCUACCAUAGAUUCAACAGGAUUUGAUUUCCCUCGUGGUAAAGAAGAAUCGGAGUCUACUCGUACCAAAAUGGAAUCAGAUUCUACUCAAGUCAAAACAGAAUCUGGAUCUCCUCAUGUCAAAUUAGAAUCGGACACUUCUCAUGUCAAAACAGAGUCAGACGACAGAAUAAAAGAGUCAGAGAUUACUCAAGUCAAAAUGGAAUCAGAUUCCCACAUUAAAACAGAAUCUCCCUAUGACAAAACACAGUCUGAUAUUUCUGAUGGCAAAACAAAUUCCAAUUCGCCAAAUUUAGCAGAGUCUGAUUCUACAAACGACCAAUCAGAAAAAAAUACACCAAAUGAACCUUAUAAAAUUGGAACAGGGGAAAAUGAUCUUACUGCUACUGAAAUCGUUGACCAUCCAUCAGGGCAAACAUAUGAACCUGAAAAUGAAGUAUCCAAUCCAAAAGGGAUUGAUACACAUGGGGAAAUUGUAAAUGAUUCAACUGAACCCCCUGUUUCUGAUACAAAUCAGCAAUGAUUUGAACAUCAUCUAGGUAAUGAAUCAUAUGAAAACUGAAUGUCACUUCAGUUUCAUAACAUGCUUAAACAAGGCAUUAAAUUGCAA